This is a messenger RNA of Lotus japonicus, 741 nucleotides long. RefSeq lists its product as uncharacterized. NCBI's taxonomy places the organism in Eukaryota, Viridiplantae, Streptophyta, Magnoliopsida, Fabales, Fabaceae. Bases 1 to 741 code for a protein of 246 amino acids. The record is from RefSeq and is a predicted model, not a curated record. The transcript has a single exon.
AUGAUUAAAUUUGGCUACCGCAUGCAGAAUUCAAUCUUAAAAGACCCGAUGGGAGCAAAAUCAAAGAUUAAAAAGUUGUUUGGGUUUGGAAAGAAAGGUGCUAGUUCUUCUAGGGAUGAUACACAAGUUUCACAAGUUUCAUCAGAGGACGGUGACAAUGAAACCAGGGAUCAACGGAUAAUAUGCGAUUAUCCAACACCUCCUAUUCAAAGUUCUACACAUAUUCAUAGAGAAGAAACAGGGAUAGUAUAUGCAUAUUCCCAUCCUCAAGAAGAAGGCCCUCAAGGAAUGGACUCUUCGUACAAUCCCUAUCUUGAUCCAUACUAUGCUCAAGAAAGAGCUUCUUCAUACUAUCCUCAACCAAACUAUCCUCAAGGAGGAAGCUCUUCAUACUAUCCUCAAGGUGGAAGCUCUUCGUACUAUCCUCAAGGUGGAAGCUCUUCGUACUAUCCUCAAGGUGGAAGCUCUUCGUACUAUCCUCAAGAAGCAAGCUCUUCGUACUAUCCUCAAGAAGCAAGCUCUUCGUACUAUCCUCAAGAAGGAAGCUCUUCGUACUAUCCUCAAGAAGGAAGCUCUUCGUACUAUCCUCAAGAAGGAAGCUAUCCUCAAGAUGGAAGCUCUUCGUACUAUCCUUACCAUGGAACUUCUUCAAACUAUCCUUACCAAGGUCAAGAAGGAAGCUCUUCAUACUAUGGAACCUCUUCACACGAUGAAAACACAAAUAGUUGUUCCAUCAUGUGA